Molecule: messenger RNA, 1875 nt
Organism: Neopelma chrysocephalum (saffron-crested tyrant-manakin)
Lineage: Eukaryota; Metazoa; Chordata; Aves; Passeriformes; Pipridae
Gene: WNT6
Product: Wnt family member 6
Biological process (GO): cell fate commitment; neuron differentiation; canonical Wnt signaling pathway
Cellular component (GO): extracellular region
Molecular function (GO): frizzled binding; cytokine activity
Source: RefSeq, a predicted model, not a curated record
AUGGGCAGGUGUUGGGGACACCUCGAGGCCAGGUCGAGUUUGGCAGGGCUGCGGCAGGACCACGAGCGGAGCCGGGCAGUGCUGUGCCAGGCAGGUCCCGCGAAAAGGACUGCACGUCCAAGCGCGGCGGUGGGACGCGGGGCUGGACAGGCUGAGGCCACCGUCCCACUGCCGGAGGGUGCCCGUCCCCGUGGCCGUGCCCACAUCGUGGCCGUGGCUGUGCGCCGGGAGCCGAGCCUGGCACCCGGGAGUCCCCCCGCCCGGCCCGCCCUGUCCGUCCCCCCGGGCUCCGGUUUCCCUGUCGGCAGAUGCUUUCGCAGCCCCGUCCCUCCUCCUCCUCCUUCUCCGGAGCAGCCUCCGCGCCGCGCUCCAGCCGCCCGGAGUUGCCUGCCCAGCCCAGCCCAGCCCAACCCAGCCCGGCUCGGCCCGGCCCCGCCGGCCGCGUUGCCCGCCCGGCCCGGCCCGGCGGAGUGAGGCACCGGGCACCCACCCGCCGGGGCCCCGACCAGACCCUAGGGGCAGCCCGGCUCUCCGCGGGUGGCGCGGAGCGGGUUCGACGCUUCUCUCAGCCCUGGCAGGAUGCUGCCUUCUUCCCGGACCCAGCUGGGGCUCUUCUUCAUCCUCCUCUGCCCCGCCAAUAUCAUCGGGCUCUGGUGGGCAGUGGGGAGCCCCCUGGUCAUGGACCCCAACAGCAUCUGCCGCAAGACAAAGCGGCUGGCGGGCAAGCAGGCGGAGCUGUGCCAGCUGGAGCCAGAGAUUGUACAGGAGGUGGCCAAGGGCACCAAGCUGGGCGUCCGGGAGUGCCAGUACCAAUUCCGCUUCCGCCGCUGGAACUGCACCAGCCACAGCAAGUACUUCGGCAAGAUCUUACAGCAGGAUAUCCGUGAAACAGCCUUCGUGUAUGCCAUCACGGCGGCCGGGGUGAGCCACGCCAUCACACAGGCCUGCAGCAUGGGAGAGCUGCUGCAGUGCGGCUGCGAGCUGACACGGAGCCGGACUCCUCCCUCCCCCACGGCGGGUCCGGGCACGGAGGGCACGGCCUGGGAGUGGGGGGGCUGUGGGGACGAUGUGCAGUUCGGCUACGAGAAAUCCCAGCAGUUUAUGGAUGCUAAGAACAAGAAAGGCAAAAAUGACAUCCGAGCUCUUAUCGACCUGCACAACAACGAAGCUGGGCGCUUGGCGGUGCGCAGCUACAUGAGGACAGAGUGCAAAUGCCACGGGCUGUCGGGCUCCUGCACCCUGCGGACCUGCUGGCGGAAGAUGCCCCAUUUCCGCGAGGUGGGGGACCGCCUGCUGGAGCGCUUCAAUGGGGCUUUCAAGGUGAUGGGAGGGAACGAUGGGAAAACCCUCAUCCCUGUGGGUGACAACAUCAAGCCCCCUGACAAGCAGGACCUCAUCUACUCUGCUGACUCGCCUGAUUUCUGCUCAGCUAACCGUAAGACAGGCUCACUGGGCACCCGGGGCCGUGUCUGCAACAGCACAGCCAUGGACACGAGUGGGUGCGACCUACUGUGCUGCGGGCGAGGGCACCGGGAUGAGACAGUGGUGUUGGAGGAAAACUGCCUAUGCCGCUUCCACUGGUGCUGCGUGGUGCAGUGCCGCAAGUGCUCCGUCCGUCAGGAGCUCAGCCUCUGCGUCUGACAGCCUGGGGUCAGCCAAGGACAAUUUGGGGGGCACACCUCCAGGCUCACGCAGCCCCUCUGGGACAGAGACACGUGGAGCCAGUGGCAGGGACAGUGUGGGUGAGCCCAGCUCUGUGCUCUGGGGAGUCCUGGCUUCCCCAGAGGACAUUGUGGGGCUGCCUGGCAUCCCCACAGCCCCCGUGGUGGGGGCUGUGGGCACAGAGCUUCCACUAAUAAAGCUAUUUAAAACUGG